AUGCAACGACGAAGUUGUGAAAAUAGAAACAAUUUAUUACUUCUAAUAGAAUGGUUAUCGAUUAGUAACCCAACUUUAACAGCUAGAUUACUCCUACAAAGAAGUGAUAUUAUAGCCAAAAGAGUGAACGAUAAAUUAUUAAUAGCUCCUUGUAAUGUUAAUAAGUCUGAAUGGAAGAAAGUCGAAUUCCAAGCAGGCAUCGUUAGCAAAUUCGAAAUUGAAAGAAUUAAUGCAGAAUUAGAAAUAUUAGCUCAAAGACAUGAAAUUAUCAACUUAAAUACUGACCUACCAAACCCAGAGUCUUUUUGGACAGAAUUAGAUCAACAAGGAGAAGAAUUAAUUGAGCAAUUUACAGUACAAAUUGGAAAGACUACUGAAAUAAUAGAAAAGGAACUAGCACAUAUAACAGCUCAUUGGGAACUCAUCACUAUUGGUGCAUUCAGCUCCGUAAUUUUAAUUAUGAUAAUUGUUGUAGAACUAAAAUUUAAGUUAAUUAGCUACAUUUACCAUUUUUUGUGUAACAAAAAUUCAAAACAUAUGGAAUCCAUUCCUGUGGAAAUCCUCCAAAUUCCUUUUAAUGGACACAGGGAUCCAAAUUCCUGUAAUUGA
Loa loa (African eye worm) is the source of this 609-nucleotide messenger RNA. RefSeq lists its product as hypothetical. The record is from RefSeq and is a predicted model, not a curated record. The coding region runs from base 1 to 609 and encodes 202 amino acids. The transcript has a single exon. Lineage: Eukaryota; Metazoa; Nematoda; Chromadorea; Rhabditida; Onchocercidae.